Messenger RNA from Rhizophagus irregularis DAOM 181602=DAOM 197198, 1487 nucleotides. The record is from RefSeq and is a predicted model, not a curated record. Lineage: Eukaryota; Fungi; Glomeromycota; Glomeromycetes; Glomerales; Glomeraceae.
GACAAGGUCAAACCACACGGUCAAUCUAAUAUCAACGGGGUAAAGUUCGUCAGGAGAUAUAUUCCCCUUUUCCAUCCUUUUGAACAGUUGAAGCUAAACCCCUCCUUUCUCAAAACUGUCUCAACUACAAAACUUUAUUGUACAAUAUGAGCUUUCUAAUAUUUAAGUCAAAGCAAAAAACACCACACGAGUUGGUGAGGAUUGUUAAAGACGCCAUUAAUAGGCUGGAUGGUGUCGAUAAAAAGAAGGCAAGCGAAGACAUAUCGAAGAAUUUGACGACUAUGAAAACUAUUCUUUAUGGUGAUGGAGAAAGUGAUCCUGUGCCAGAAACGGUUGCGCAAUUGGCACAAGAAGUAUAUAAUAAUGAUAUUUUACAGUUAUUAGUGUUGAAUAUCUGGAGGUUUGAAUUUGAGGCAAAGAAAGAUGUAUCACAAAUAUUCAACAACCUUCUAAGAAGACAGAUAGGUUCUUUGACGCCAACUGUUGAUUAUUUAAGGAAUCGUGAGGAAAUUCUAUUUACUCUACUUAAAGGAUAUGAGAAUCCUGACAUAGCUCUCAACUGCGGAAUGAUUCUGCGGGAAUGUCUUCGACAUGAAUCCUUAACUAAGAUUAUAUUAUAUUCCCCGCAAUUUUACGAUUUCUUUACUUAUGUAGAAAUGAGCACAUUUGAUAUUGCGAGUGAUGCUUUCGCAACAUUCAAGGAAAUAUUGACACGUCAUAAAACUUUAGUAGCUGAAUUUUUGGAUACUAAUUAUGACACGUUUUUCGGAUCUUAUACUAAAUUAUUGAAUUCAAAUAAUUAUGUGACCAAGCGACAAUCUCUUAAACUUCUUGGCGAAAUUUUACUGGAUCGUUGUAAUUUUAAUGUGAUGACUCGAUAUAUUGCGAAUGCAGAGAAUUUGAAACUUAUGAUGAAUUUACUAAGAGAUAAGAGCCGUAAUAUUCAAUUCGAAGCUUUUCACGUGUUCAAGAUAUUCGUGGCGAAUCCAAACAAAACCAAACCUAUUUCGGAUAUUUUGGGUAAAAAUCGGGAAAGGUUAAUUCAAUUUUUAGGGAACUUCCAUAAUGAUCGUCACGGUUUGUUUACUGUUAUAUUCAUUUUUAGUUCUUUUAGUUCUUUUUUUAAUAAAACCGACACUUACUUUUUAUAUGCAAUUAGAUGAUGAGCAAUUUAAUGAUGAGAAAUUGUUUUUAUUGAAGCAAAUCCAAGAGUUACAAACUUCAAAAUAGUAUAGUUGAUAUUUUGAGGUGGAGAGCGUUUAUUAUUAACAAUCAGGGAAAAAAUUAAAAAUAAAGAUGAGGAAAUAUUUUAUGAAGUUAAAUAGGAUUUAGUAAAUAUAAUGAAUUGUUUAAUAUGAUUUAAAGAAAAUUACACUUUUAAUAUCUUUUUUUGUUUUUGUUUUUUAUUUUUAUUUUUAUUUAUAUUUUAUUUAUUUCACCAAGAAACAAUGUUUUCAAAGAAAUAUGUAUUUUAUAUUGAAUUUUGG